Messenger RNA from Sphaeramia orbicularis (orbiculate cardinalfish), 1014 nucleotides. RefSeq names its product transmembrane protein 187 (gene tmem187). Gene Ontology annotation, cellular component: transport vesicle. Bases 123 to 902 code for a protein of 259 amino acids. The record is from RefSeq and is a predicted model, not a curated record. NCBI's taxonomy places the organism in Eukaryota, Metazoa, Chordata, Actinopteri, Kurtiformes, Apogonidae. The transcript is spliced from 2 exons.
CCAAUCAAAACCACUGCCUUUGAACCAGGUGACUUCGAACCCGGAACAACAACAUCCCAGACUGUUGAUCGUCGGGGGGCUUGAAGAAAACAUUCACGUUCACUCCUUUUCUGUUUUCUAAAAUGAAGUCAGCUCUGCUCCACGUGUCGGUGACAUUCGUGGCCUGCGUCGCUGUGGCGAACACUGGCCUGUUCGAUGAGGUGAAAGUGGAUUUAACGUAUGACCAUUACGCAGAGAAACCGGUGGAUUAUUUACCGGGUUUCCUGGCGAUGCCCUUCAACUCCCUGGUCAACCUGGGGUAUGCCUUCGUGGGGCUCUUCUGGCUGCUGAGGCCCAGAGGCAUAAAGGAGCCCACUUCCAGUCGUUACCUGAGGGACGUGUUCGCCUUCAUGGCUCUGUUUUACGCACCUGUGCAGUGGACGCGCCUGGCCGUGCUUCAGCGCGCUCCCGCCGUGCUGGACCAGUGGUUCACUUUGCCGAUUUUCGCGUGGGUUCCGGUGUGGAUCGGCUUUAUAGAGAGCGGGCCGGCCAGGUGGAGGGCAUCCCACGCGGCUCUACUUGAGCUGGUGUCCCUCCUCAGCUACGGCCUGGCACUAAUGCACGAGUGGGGCUUUGAGGUGGCUCUGGGCGGGCACGUCGCGCUCGCGGUGUAUAAGGGUGUCCGCGUGCAGUUGAGGCACGGGGACGCGCGUACGCUGAAGUACCUGGUCCUGGCCAUGGUGUCCUGCUCCGGGUUCGUGGUCCUGAAGCUGCUGGACCACUGGCUCGCGCAGUACCGGCUCUUCCAGCGGGUCACCGGACACUUCUGGUCCAAGGUGUGCGACGUCCUGCAGUUUCACUACAGCUUCUGCUUCCUGACAACUCUGACCCAGAAAACACAGGACAAGGCCUAUGGAUCUUGAUUGUGUGUCCUGUUGAUGUCCUAGAACUGCCUGAACAUCCAGUCCUUCCUCAUCACCUCUCAGCCUUAGACUCUGAGCUUUAACCCAUGAAGACCCAAAUAUACACCAGUGA